GGUAGAGUAGACAGUGAAGAGGAACAAAUUCAGCUGGAUUUUUCUAAAGAUGCGGCGCAGAACAUGCGGGACAUCCUCGUACACGUGACGCGCGUGAAGGACGAACGCAGAGCACUGAAGCUCGCAUACCUCAACAACUUUGUCCGACUCUGCUGUUACCUUGGCAACCAGCAUGCUGGUUUCGCACGGGAAGACAUCCUAUGCUGUCUUCGCUUAGGCCUGUUGCAUCAAGCAAAGGAGAUACGCACUGCAACGCUCCGAGCUCUACGCUAUUAUAUCCGGGACAAGCAACGCCUGAGAGCGCUUCUUAGUCUGCAAAUAGAUUUAUUAAUAGUGAGGUCGUUAGAUCUGGUGCAGGAUAACGAGGGCGAGCGGAUACAGGUGCUGCGUCUCAUCCGCAAGAUGAUGAGCAUCGACCCGGCAACGUUCCCGCGAUCACUGCUCAACGCCGUCGUCGCAAUCGCCGGUGAUGGGGGACACGACCGCCUCGUCCGCUGCUGCCUCGCCACCAUAUGCGAACUGGCUGUGUACAACCCGGAGGUGGUGGCGCGGGCCGGCGGCGUUGGCGUGCUCAUGAAGUGCAUCCUAGACGCGUCGAUGCCGGGAAUCAACGAGGCGAUGGUGGCAACUGUGCUGCACCUGCUCAACAACCCCCGCACCAGACCCUACAUACGCAACGGCGUUGACAUCGAGCAAGUACUAGCACCGUUCACAGAUUUUCACUACAAGCACAACUCUAUUGCACCUGAUCAGGAAGCAUCUGAAAGCGAAGACCAGGAAUUACGAUUUGUCGCGUGCAAGCAAGCGAUAGUUACGAUGCUUCGGUCCUGGCCAGGAAUGAUACGACUAUGCAAGAAAAACGACUCGGGGAUCCGCUCUGUGGUAAAAGUACUAUCCCUGCCUUAUGAGGAUAUAAGGAAACAUUUCAUAGACGUGCUGUUUGAAGUCUUUCGAAUUCCCGCGUUGGAGUGGACAGACGACUUUUCUGACGCAUUGUUAUCCUUAGAUCCUUCAUCGAUGAGAGAUGGCUGGCAACUGAUGGAGGGAUUUGUUGUAGAAGAAGGGCUGUCGAUACUACCUCACAGAGCUAGCACUCGAAUGAACUUGGUGGAAAACUAUCUGUCAUUGCUGAUCACAGCAUUUGUACAGGCGGGGUUGCUCGAGGCCCUCGUCGAAGUGAUAAUAUCAGCUGGUCGGUCGAUGGCAGUAGCAACGACAAUCUUGCUCGGAGAGCUACUGCAUGUGGGUAACAGGCUGGUGCCUGUGGAGGUGAGUGCGUACUCACAGUGCUUGCCCACCCUCACCGGCCUCGCCGCCUCACCUAACAAGUCGGCCGAAGUCAGACUGCGUGCGAGGGAAGUCGUCGGAUACCUGAAGAGGCUGCACGACGUAAAGAAGCGAGGUGUCGUGCCGUGCUCGCUCUACCUCGACCAGAUCCUACAGCUAGCGCCACGAGCGCUGCAGACGUCUUCCGGAAGUCGCUUCAACCCAGGACAUCUCGCACAGACCCGCCUCGCGCAGACGCUGGAGAGGGAUGCAGAAGAGGUGCUGACGCAAGCAAUCAAGGACAGCCAGGUGCUGGUCACGAAAGAGAACUUCAACUGGGACUGGGAUCUCAUCGCUGCACUGCUCAAGUGGCCCGGCGAUGGACUAGUAAGCAUUGACAGGGCAUCUGGAGGGAAGUUUGUGACCAGAGUGAGCUACUUCUUCAGCCCUCGCAGCAUGCUCUUCUCAACGAUCGACCAGGGCAACGACAGAGCACAGCUGUUCUCUGUCACUGCGUGCUACCUGCUAGAAUUCCUUCUCAUUCACGACGAGCCAGAGUACCAGAAAAUACUAGAAGAUUUCUUGGCAGAGAUCUUGGACUGCUUGAAGGAGGUGUGCAGGGAGCAUGUGACGGGAUCGCUAGUGCUGUCACCUCAGAGCUUGCUCAGCACUCUCAGUCGCGACUACUUUCUCCUAAUCGGGAGGCUGUCUUACUCUCUACGCGGCGAGAAGGCGCUGUCCCGGGCCGGCAUCUUCCUACGACUGAUGGACCUGGUUUCCACUACGACGCACGAUGUGUAUGUGAAGCUGGUCGUCUCGUCGUUGAGCUACAAUAGGAGCGGCAUCGCGCGCACCAUCCUGUCUCGCAUCCUCACCGGCGGAACCGACAGUUGUCGCGUGUACGCCACUCAGCACCUGCGCGUGCUGCUGCGUGCUCACGUGCUCAAGUUUGAUGGUUGGGGCGUCGACAUGCUGGUGCAGCAGCUGUACGACAAGAGCAAAGCCGUCUCCCUGCUAGCCCUGGACGUGCUCGACGAAGCGGCCGAGGACGAGGCAACCUUAGCGCGCUGGUGUUCAUGCCGACGUCGGUGCUGCCACCUGGGUAACCGCGGCUCGAUGCUCAUGGUUCGCUUCCUCUCAACACUGUUCGGUUACAAGUACCUCACCAACUCGAACUUUUGUCUCCCGGGAGCUGACCAAGUGGAACAAGACGUUCAACAUCCGAUAUGUCAGCAUGGUUGA
Messenger RNA from Priapulus caudatus, 2508 nucleotides. Its product is annotated as rapamycin-insensitive companion of mTOR-like. Gene Ontology annotation, cellular component: TORC2 complex. Gene Ontology annotation, biological process: TORC2 signaling; positive regulation of phosphatidylinositol 3-kinase/protein kinase B signal transduction. The transcript has 22 exons. Lineage: Eukaryota; Metazoa; Priapulida; Priapulimorpha; Priapulimorphida; Priapulidae. The record is from RefSeq and is a predicted model, not a curated record. Gene Ontology annotation, molecular function: protein serine/threonine kinase activator activity. The coding region runs from base 64 to 2508 and encodes 814 amino acids.